ACAAGUACAGAACAUACAAAGUCCAUGCAUGUAGUGUCAUGCAGGGGCGGACUGACAACUCAUGGGGCCCCCGGCAAUAGGGGAUCAUGGGGCCCCUGUGUCCUCACCCACAUUCAAACCACACCCAAAAAAGCCUAUGAAUGGUACUAGGGGCAUCUCAUGGGGCCCCUUACUGACCCCAGGCCCUCAGGCAGUGCCCAAGUUUCCGAAUGGUCAGUCCGCCCCUGGUCCCAACCAUGACACUACAUGCAUGGACUUUGUAUGUUUUGCACUUGCGUGGGUUUCCUCC
This is a messenger RNA of Staurois parvus, 289 nucleotides long. The record is from the annotation of a GenBank genome assembly. NCBI's taxonomy places the organism in Eukaryota, Metazoa, Chordata, Amphibia, Anura, Ranidae.